AUGUCGAACUUCGAGCCCAAUGCCGUCAUUCGCGGCUUCCAGCUCACCGUGGUAGGAACUGUCCGCGCUCUCCAGAAUCCAGAUCUGUUUAAGCAUGAGCACUUUCGUCAAGCAGCUAUAGCAGUUGCCGUUGGGGUUGUCAUCCAGCUAAUUAUCCAGAUUCCGAUAAUCGGCCUAAAGUUUGUUCUGUACAUAAUAUCCUGGGUUAUCGACCUAGAAAGUGCAACAUGGGACGACGAUCUUCUCAAUGGCCUGGAUUUCUUGUCCAAAUCUGUUCUCCAGGUGCCAUUUCUACUGAUGACCUUAAUGGGCCAUCUUACCCCGACUCUCGAUGAGAUUUUCAUGCAAUCCAUCCACUGGGUGGACACAACAUACACCCAGAAACAUAAGUCUGAGGACCCCAACACUUUGCGGGGCCCUCGCCAAUCACGCCCCAAAUUGGAGGUUUUCAUGACAUUUGCCAAUCGCUAUGGCAAGAAAAUUGCGCUGGGCCUAGCAGUGUAUUUCCUGUCUAUGACCCCUAUCGUUGGCCGCUUUGUUAUGCCAGCAGCCAGUUUCUAUACCUUCAAAUCGCAUGUCGGCACAGCGCCAGCUGUCGUGAUUUUUGGUGCUGGACUGGUUCUCCCCAAGACAUACAUCAUUCGGUUCCUCCACACCUACUUUGCAUCAAGAAGUCUGAUGCGCGAACUCCUUGAACCGUACUUCCGCCGUAUCAAGUUUACUCCGGAACAAAAGAGCCGCUGGUUCCGCGACCGAGAGGGCGUUUUGUUCGGCUUUUCGUUUGCCUUUACCGUUGUUUUGAAAACCCCCUUCAUUGGUGUGGUUAUGUACGGCGUUGCAGAGGCAUCUACGGCAUACCUUGUUACAAAGAUUACUGAUCCACCACCAUCCCCAGUUGAGAGUGAAGGCUUUGCUGAGAGUCAAGUAACUUGGAAGAAUAAACAUGACUUCCUGCGUCUACCACUUGACCACAUUGACAAGCUCAAUAUAUCCAGCCAAGAUAACCUCAAGCACGACUCGGCUCUUGAGGGAAAGAAAACCCAUUGA
Molecule: messenger RNA, 1047 nt
Organism: Penicillium longicatenatum
Lineage: Eukaryota; Fungi; Ascomycota; Eurotiomycetes; Eurotiales; Aspergillaceae
Gene: usgS
Product: transmembrane protein UsgS
Exons: 6
Coding region: 1-1047 (348 amino acids)
Source: RefSeq, a predicted model, not a curated record